AUGUCUGACGUCGCUGAAACCAAGCCUGACCCCGCCACCAACGCUCCUGAGGCUCAGAAGCCUGAGGAGACGACCCCCGCCGCCAACACUGAAGAGUCCAAGCCUGCGGAAGGAAAGUCCGUGACCGAGGCCGCGGUUGACACUGUCAAGGAUGCUGCCAGCAAGACAUCUGACAGCGUUUUCUCCAUGUUCGGUGGUGGUCCCAAGAAGGAGAAGAAGGAGGAGGCUGAAGAUGCGAAGGAUGAACCUUCCGGUUCUUCUAAGGCUCAGCAGGGUGAAGAUGAGGAUGAGGCGCCCGAGUCUCCCGAUGUCCACUUCGAACCCGUUAUUCGCCUGACGGAGAAGGUCGAGACCAAGACCAACGAAGAGCUUGAGGAGCAGGUCUUCAAGAUGCGUGCCAAGCUGUUCCGAUUCGACGCCGAGAGCAAGGAAUGGAAGGAGCGUGGUACCGGUGAUGUUAGACUGCUCAAGCACAAGGAGAACCAGAAGACCCGGCUAGUGAUGCGCCGAGACAAGACCCUCAAGGUCUGCGCUAACCACUACGUUGUCCCCGACAUGAAGCUUAAGCCCAACGUCGGCAGUGACCGCAGCUGGGUUUGGAGUGUAGCUGCGGACGUCAGUGAGGGUGAACCUGAGGCUCAGACCCUGGCCAUUCGUUUCGCCAACAGCGAGAAUGCCAAUCUCUUCAAGGAGGCUUUCGAGAAGGCUCAGCAGGAGAACGAGAAGAUCAUCGGCCAGCAGUAA
Aspergillus thermomutatus is the source of this 744-nucleotide messenger RNA. Its product is annotated as Ran GTPase-binding protein YRB1. Gene Ontology annotation, molecular function: GTPase activator activity. Bases 1 to 744 code for a protein of 247 amino acids. Lineage: Eukaryota; Fungi; Ascomycota; Eurotiomycetes; Eurotiales; Aspergillaceae. Gene Ontology annotation, biological process: nucleocytoplasmic transport. Gene Ontology annotation, cellular component: nuclear pore; cytoplasm. The record is from RefSeq and is a predicted model, not a curated record. The transcript is spliced from 4 exons.